Messenger RNA from Symbiodinium natans, 1791 nucleotides. Lineage: Eukaryota; Dinophyceae; Suessiales; Symbiodiniaceae. The record is from the annotation of a GenBank genome assembly.
AUGGCAAAGGGUCUGCAUAGGGCUGCAUGGUUUUGUCUGUGGCUUGGCUUUGCCACCUGCCAACCUUCCUGCCAGGAAGUAGAUAGCCUGGUUUUGGAGGUGGAGGAGGGUGAUGCGAGCGAGAGCGAUGUGCAGCAGCUGCUAUCUUGCCGGCUUGAUUGUCAGAUUCUGAUACCUCUGGGAUGCAGCCUUUCAGAAAACCAAACUUUGCCACUGCUGAGGCAAGCAGCCACAAGCCUGAGCUGUUCAAAUUACGAGAAUUUGACCGAAACUUCCCUGGAGCUCUGGUUAAACUGUGGUGGAGACAUCCACUGGGAAGACGCCGCAGGCAAUCCGCUCUUGGACCUCCUGAGAAACAGAGAGGCCCGGAAAUUUUGGAACCAGCAAGCAACCAUCGAGGCAGCUGUGGCACACACGGUGUCAGACUGGCGUGCUUGGGUGAUUCCAAUCUCAGCCGCCUUCUUGGCCUUCUUGGAGGUCUGCGCGGAGCGCUACGGCUUCCGGAGGUGCAAAGACCAAGAAGCACCUGGCAGUGAGGCCAAGGAGGACCCUUUCCUGGAGGGGGCCAAGCUCUUGGUGAGUGCGGCUUUUCGGAAGCAUAACAUCUUGGUGUCGCUCUGGCGCUUCCUGGAAGUCAGUACUUGCAUCUUCUGGUUUGCGCUGGUCUUGCUUAUCGUGCACUGGGGCUGGUGGAUCCCAGUGGCCGGGAUGAUGUACCUGCUGCCGGCCUUCCGCAUCUAUGGAUGGAAGGAGGUCAUGAAAGCCCCGACCCUGGCGAUGGUCGCCGCCCUGCUGCGCACGUCAGCUCUCUUCGGCAUCUUUUCUUUCAUCUAUGGAGGACUCUACUGGAAGGUGCUCAUCCCUGACUACAUGAUUGACAGAUUCUCAUUCCUGAUCAACCCUCUUGUUAUCAGCUGGUCGAAGCAGAAAGAAAACAUGCUUCAAAACAGCAUUUUGAAUGAGCACUGGCUAUUCUUCUGGGCUCCGGACAUCAAUGCUCUUCAAAUAUUCAGAACCUUCAGAGAAAUCGCCAUCUGUCUCGUUGUUCUGUACUGGGCCUGUCUGCUGAUUGCGGUGCUCCGGCACUUCAUCUGCCGCUGUUGCUCCGGAGAUGAUCCGAAGAAGGCUCUCCGCCAUGAGCUGGAGCAUGCCGUGCAGGAGCUCUUGCAAAAACAGCCAGAGGAUUUUGGCGAAGUGGACAAGCGGAUCAAGCCUGUGAAAGCCUUUUUGUGCCCUUGGCAUGGGACUGGACUGUAUCAAUCUGUGGCCUUGCAGCUUCUGGAUAUUGCGCUACACAUCAACACGAGUCUCAGGUUUAUCCUGGAAGGCGAGUACUGGUUCGCCGCGGUCAUGAUCUUCGUGGUGACCCGGAGCAUCGUCAAGCAGUUUUUCAUCCUUCCAGCGUGGCAGUUCCGGAAGGCGCUGAAGGCGAGCGUUAGCAGGGGCCUGCUGAGAAGGGACGUCCUGGACUUCUUGGAAGAGCAGAAGCGAUCAGAAGCUCUCUUCUGCGGCUGCUUCACAGCCUAUUCUCUCUUCUUUGCCAUCAACUCAGCAGGGGACAUGCUGGUGCAGUACGUCAGCCUGCUCUCCAGCAUGUGGCAAUUUGCAGGCUACGCGAUGGAGCUCUGCAACCUGGAUUUCAAAGUGGAGGCGGUUCUUCCGCAAACCACAACCAGCCCACAUCCUCCCGCCGAUCUCCCCAAAAAUAUGGACCAGCUGGGAGGGGAUGAGAUCAAUGCAGAUGUCGAGGAUGUCCAGCUGGCGAACCAGAAGAUCCAUCAGGAGGUUUGA